Molecule: messenger RNA, 1528 nt
Organism: Linum tenue
Lineage: Eukaryota; Viridiplantae; Streptophyta; Magnoliopsida; Malpighiales; Linaceae
Source: the annotation of a GenBank genome assembly
UACAUAACAGUCCCCCGCCGCCGCCCACCUGGUCACACUCAUUCAGCUGCUCGCCUUACUAUCCCACGGCCAACGUCUCACAGGAUCCGAUCAAAAAUAUUCAGUACUGAACAACUCUGCGGAGAAAUGGGAACUCUAGGGAUGGUCACGAGAUCUCUGACCCGCCAUUACUCGAAGAAGAAUUCGAGACCCUUCAAAUUGCAUCAGUACCAGAGCUGGAGGACGCUGAUUUUGGAGCCCUUGUCGUCGGGAUCAGUCCAGGUGCGGCGGCUCUCGGACGCCGAUUCAGGGAUAGUUGAGGUGAAUUUGCACAGGCCGGAAACUAAGAACGCGAUUGGGAACGAGAUGCUGAGAGGGUUGAGGCAUACUUUCGAGACGCUUGAGAUGGACGGUGAUGCCAACGUGAUGAUGAUCUCUAGCUCUGUUCCUAAGGCAUUCUGUGCUGGGGCUGAUUUGAAGGAACGCAAGGAAAUGACUGCAUCAGAAGUUCAGUUCUUCGUCAACUCAUUGCGAUCGACAUUUGCGCUCUUAGAGGCUCUUCGUGUUCCUACCAUUGCUGUUAUUGAAGGAGCAGCAUUGGGUGGUGGACUCGAAAUGGCUUUGUCAUGUGAUCUACGGAUUUGUGGAGAAAAUGCGGUUCUGGGAUUGCCAGAAACAGGACUGGCAAUAAUUCCUGGGUAUAUGCUUUGUUGACAUUAGUCCUUUGCUGUAUUGGAUCUCUCUUAUCAGAGAUAAGAGUAUCAUCUGAUAACGGCUUCGCCUUAAAUAGUUUCAUAAAGUUACUUGCUCGAAAGAGAUCAGGGUGUAAUAGAAUGUACUUGACAGGGCUGGUGGGACUCAGAGACUUCCUCGACUUGUAGGGAAAGCCGUGGCAAAAGAGCUUAUAUUUACUGGUCGAAGGAUUGGAGCCAAGGAGGCAAUGUCCAUUGGACUCGCCAAUUAUACUGUACCUGCUGGGGAAGCUCGUCCAAAAGCGCUUGAAAUUGCUCGAGAAAUCAACAACAAGGGUCCAAUAGCAAUUAGGAUGGCUAAGAAGGCCAUCAACGAGGGGAUCGAAGUUGAUCUGCAAGCAGCACUAGACUUGGAAGAAGAGUGUUAUGAGCAGCUGCUGAACACGAAAGAUAGACUGGAAGGCCUGGCAGCUUUUGCAGAAAAGCGAAAGCCGAGGUACAGAGGGGAGUAAUACAAGGAACCUCCUUGAUAUAUUUGCCAAGACAAGCAGUUUCUAGGGGAGUUAGUGUUAUCUACUUGAGGCUUUGGCAUCGAUUCGAGCAGUUAUGUUGCUAAUGCAGCUUGAAGCCUUGAACUGUGUACAUAUUCACCAUUCACAAAAUGAUGACGAAGAUUAUGAUGCAUUAUCUGCAACACAGACUUUCAUGUGGCUGCUCUAAAUGUUCCGUACGUGUGAUGUUCUCGCUUCGUGCUAUGUGCUAUGUGUAUAUAUGAAAAAAUUUGCAAUAUUCUAUUCAUAAUACAUAACUGCAAAAUACAAUAGUUCCAAAAUUUGACCAGUAAAGCAUGAUGACAU